AUGGUGGAUGAAACAUCAAACAUCCUUGGAGGGGCUGGUUCAAUGUGUGGAGAAAAGUUAUUAUUUAUUCCUUAUUGCAAUCUUGAUGUGGAGGAGUUCCUAAAUCUAAAGCCUAAAGAUUGUCCCAUCAUCUGUAAGUUGCUUGAUACUUAUUUUGAGAAUGCCAUUGGUUGUCUAUUUGCCAAACAUGGGUUAUCUCUUUCAAGACUGAGAGGACAAGGAUAUGAUGGGGCUUCAAAUAUGGGAGGAAAAUUCAAUGGUUUGAAGGCACUUGUCCUAAAAGAAAAUCCAUAUGCAAGAGGCAUAGCGGCAAGUUUGAUUGAAAAAAUGGAGAAUUAUCAAUUUGUGUUUGUGAUGUAUUUGAUGAGGCAUUUAUUGGGAAUAACAAAUGAGUUAUCACUUGCUUUACAACAAAAAGAUCAAAAUAUUGUUCAAGCAAUGCGUUUGAUUGAAGUUGUAAAGGCUCGUCUUCAAGACUUGAGGGAGACAGGAUGGGAGGCAUUUUUGGAGGAAGUCAGCUUUUUUUGUGAACAAAACUCAAUCCCAGUGCCUAAUAUGGCUGAUAAUAUGCGAGUCCGCGGUCGUUCUAGACGGGAAGGGCAAGUCAUUACUCAUUUUCACCAUUACCGCGUUGAAAUUUUCUGUGAGGUCAUUGAUUUGAUUUCACAAGAAAUGCAAAACCGCUUCCCAGAAACUAGCACAGAAUUACUUCUUCUUCUAUCAUGCCUUGAUCCAAGGGACUCAUUUUCCAAAUUCAACAUCUACAAGCUACUUCGUCUUGCAGAACUUUAUCCAGAAGAUUUCACAAUGACUGAGCGCAUGAUGCUUGAGGAUCAACUUGCUACUUUUAUUUAUGAUGUGCGGCAUGAUACAGAUUUUAUAAAUUUGGCAUUGGUUUUACCAGUUGCGACAGCUAGUGUUGAGAGGAUGUUUUCGGCGAUGAAUAUUGUGAAAGCUGACUUACGCAAUAAAAUGGGAGACGAGUGGAUGAAUGAUAGCCUGGUUGUCUAUAUUGAGCGCGAGGUUUUUGCAACUAUAGACAAUGAAGCAAUUCUAUUACCUCCUCUUAGUCUGAGCCACAUGGCUCACAUUUCUAGCAUUAACAUUGGCAUUGGUUCUAGUUCAAGUGUACGCAAAUAG
Molecule: messenger RNA, 1140 nt
Organism: Dioscorea cayenensis subsp. rotundata (Guinea yam)
Lineage: Eukaryota; Viridiplantae; Streptophyta; Magnoliopsida; Dioscoreales; Dioscoreaceae
Exons: 5
Coding region: 1-1140 (379 amino acids)
Source: RefSeq, a predicted model, not a curated record